UUUAUUACAAUCAUUUUCUCAAGGAUUGGAUUUUUACCAUUUGGAGCCAAAACGAAAAAUCUUAAACCCUAAACGGCGAAAACAAGGUGGGUUCUCUGUUGUGACGAGUGACGACUGAUUCGGUGAAUUUUUUUCAUCUUCUCUUAAGAAUGCCACCAUUGAGUAUGAAAAAAGAAGCAUCUGGAGCUUUAAAAAGAAAAAAAAGAAAGAAGCAGCAACAAUUUUUGAAGUCCCAAGCCAAUGCUAUCUUAAAGUUUGUUAAGAAGAAACCUCAAAGUUCUAGCAGAGUUGAAACAGUUGUUGGUCAGAGCAACGUUGUUCCUGAAAAUUUGGAUGAAUGUAAAGAGAAGCAACCCGAAAACUCUAGCAGAGUUGAAACAGUUGUCGAUUCUUCUCGAAUAAACGAGAACAUAGAUGUCGAUGAUAUCGGUCAGAGCAACGUUGUUCCUGAACAUUUGGAUGUAUGUAAAGAGAAGCAAAAACGGGUUGUGUAUCAAAGCAAGGGAAGUGAAGAGAGGAAGAAAGAUGUUUGUGAAGAUAUUUCUGAUCCUGGAAAUUGGGGAAAUGUUGAUAUGAAAUUGAGAGAUUUAUUGGUUGAAAACGGUCCAACGAUAAGACUAUCAACUGAUUAUAAGUUUCCUAAGGAUAGUAUUGGUAGACAUUUCUCUCAAGCUUUCUACACGAGAGAAAUGGUAAAUGGAGAAAAACAAGAUCGGCGAUGGUUGGUUUACUCCGAAACUUUAGAUAAAGUUUUCUGUUUUUGCUGCAAGUUGUUCAGACAUGAGAAAAACAGUGGUGGUAACUUGGCAACAACGGGGUACAAUAAUUGGAAGCAGCUUUCGACUAGGCUCAAAGAACAUGAAAAUUUUCAUGAUCAUAUUGCUUGCAUGACUCAGUGGAAAGAGUUGGAGGUAAGACUACAAAAGAAUCAGACAAUUGAUAAGCUGUUUAAGUUCUAGCUGUCUUGUCUUAGGUGAGAUUGGUAAGUUUGUGUUUUGGAAAAUGUGUUUACUGGAAACUAUCUACCGUGGUUCUAGCGUAAGUUUCUUAUGAUUCAGAACAACAUUUGUUUUUUUCAUGUUGGGGUGGUUUGUUUAUUAAUAUGAUUUGUUUUAUA
Molecule: messenger RNA, 1117 nt
Organism: Arabidopsis lyrata subsp. lyrata
Lineage: Eukaryota; Viridiplantae; Streptophyta; Magnoliopsida; Brassicales; Brassicaceae
Product: zinc finger MYM-type protein 5-like
Exons: 2
Coding region: 150-959 (269 amino acids)
Source: RefSeq, a predicted model, not a curated record